CUUCCACUGCUUGCUUCACGCUGCUACAGACAGACACCGGUGUUGUGUGCUGUAAAAGCAUGAAUUAGAGCACAGCUGCGUGAUUAUUAAUGCAGAGUAUUCAAGAAAGGGUGCCUUUGUUGAUGAUGUUCAUCAGAUUCCUGUAAGCAUCUCUCCACCAACGAUCUGCACCAACAACAGCCUUCAACAAUGAAGAUGUUUCAGAAUCAUCUAAGACCUUCAGGGAGAACUUCCCUCUUUGCCUUCAUCGCAGUUUGGCUGUUCGUUGCCAUUUCCUCCGAUGAAGAUUACUACAAGUUGUUGGGUAUUUCGAGAGAGGCCGGCACACGUGAGAUUCGGCAGGCCUUCAAAAAGCUCGCUCUAACAAUGCAUCCGGACAAAAAUCCUAACGAUGAAACGGCCCACGACAAUUUCUUGAAGAUCAAUCGGGCCUACGAGGUGUUGAAGGAUGAGGACCUGAGGAAGAAAUAUGACAAGUAUGGAGAGAAGGGCCUGCAAGAUGAACAACAGGGAGGAAGAUAUGAAAGCUGGAACUACUACAGAUAUGAUUUUGGAAUAUAUGACGAUGAUCAAGAAAUUACUACAUUAGACAGAGGGGACUUUGAUGCAGCAGUAAAUUCUGGGGAAGUCUGGUUUGUCAAUUUCUAUUUCCCGCGCUGCUCGCACUGUCACGACCUUGCUCCGACGUGGCGGGAGUUUGCUAAGGAGAUGGACGGUGUGAUUCGGAUUGCCGCCGUGAACUGUGGUGAUAAUGGCAGAUUGUGCCGUAGCAAAGGAAUUAGCAGCUACCCCAGCCUCUAUGUGUUCAGAGCUGGAAUGAAUCCAGAGAAAUUCUAUGGCGACCGAUCAAAAGCAAGCCUCACCACAUUUGCAAUGAAUUUUGUGCAGAGCAAAGUGACAGAACUGUGGCAAGGGAAUAUCUUCACAGAGAUUGACAAAGCGUUUGCUGAAAGAAUUGGCUGGCUGAUAACAUUCUGUGCAGACACUGGGGAUUGUCUGGAGGCUCAGACAAGACGGAAGCUCGCUGGAAUGUUGGAUGGUCUGGUAAAUGUAGGAUGGAUGGAUUGCUCCAAACAGGCAGACCUGUGUGACAGCUUUGAGAUCACCACUAGCACGACAGCCCUCUUCCCCCCUGGCAGUUCCCUUGCUCAGAAAGGCAGUGUAUUGUUUAUCCAGAGUUUGGAUACUAAAGAAAUAUAUGCACAAGUAUUGAAGUAUCUGCCUGACCUUGAGAUCCUAACAAAGGACAGCUUUGAGCAUAAAUUGGCUCAUCACCGGUGGCUCAUUUGCUUCUCCUUUGGACAAAAUGAUUUGGCAUCACAGGAGUAUAAAAAACUCAAAGCUCUUCUGAAAGACUCUCACAUACAGGUGGGAAAGGUGGACUGUAUCUCAGAUUCUGAGCUGUGUGCUUCUUUGUAUAUUCAGAGGCCCUGUGUGGCUGUUUUUAAAGGAGUUGGAAUUCAUGAUUUUGAGAUUCACCAUGGUAAGGAUGCCCUGUAUAACAUUGUGGCCUUUGCGAAAGAGAGUGUAAAUGCCCAUGUCACCACACUGAGGCCUGAGAACUUUCCCAGUCAUGUGAAAGAGCCCUGGUUGGUUGAUUUCUUUGCACCUUGGUGUCCACCAUGUCGAGCUGCUCUCCCUGAACUGCGGAAAGCCUCCAUUCAGCUCUUUGGACAGUUGAAAUUUGGUACUCUGGACUGUACUGUGCAUGGGGGGCUCUGCAGUACGUACAACAUUAAUGCAUAUCCAACAACUGUGAUCUUCAACAAGUCCAGUAUCCAUGAGUACGAGGGCCAUCACUCUGCGGAAGGCAUCCUGGAGUUUAUAGAGGACCUGGUAAAUCCUGUGGUGGUGACUUUGAGCCCAGAGUCUUUCCAGGAUUUGGUGAAGAGACGCAAGUCCACAGUGACAUGGAUGGUUGAUUUCUAUGCCCCGUGGUGUGGCCCCUGCCAGGCCCUGCUGCCAGAGUGGAGGAGAAUGGCACGGAUGCUGAGUGGUGUUGUAAACGUGGGCACAGUCGACUGCCAGAGACACCACUCAUUCUGUCAGAGUGAGAAAGUGCAAGCUUACCCAGAGAUACGCCUCUUCCCUCAGAAAAGCAACCGCAGAGACCAAUACCAAAGUUACAAUGGAUGGCAUCGAGACGCCUUUUCACUCAAGACUUGGGCAUUGAGCUCGCUGCCACAUGCCUCAGUAGAUCUGUCACCUGAAGACUUUAAGAGAAAGGUUUUGGAUGGAAAGGAUCACUGGGUGUUGGAUUUCUACGCUCCAUGGUGUGGCCCAUGCCAGCACUUUGCCCCAGAGUUUGAAGUUCUUGCCAGGAAACCUGGCUGAGUGAAGCCAUUCCGGACAGCGCGUUACAUCUGCCGGGCUUCCAGCUGUUCAGAGCGGAUCGCAUCACGGAGUUAACGGGGAAAACGAGAGGCGGUGGAACAUGCUUUUAUAUCAAUGAAAGUUGGUGUACAGAUGUAACAAUGUUAAAGAGGAUGUGCUGUCCUAAUUUGGAAGCGUUCUUUAUUAACUGUCAGCCUUUCUACUUGCCACGGGAGUUUUCCUCGUUUAUUCUGGUGAGUGUGUAUAUUGCACCAAACGCGUGUUUGAACACAGCGCUGCAACAGCUGGCUGAUCAGAUCACUGACACAGAACAACAAUACCCGGACUCAGUUAUUAUUAUUCUUGGGGAUUUUAACAAAGCAAAUCUCACACGUGAACUGCCCAAAUACAAACAGCACAUCACAUGCCCCACCAGAGACAGGAACAUACUGGAUCAUUGUUACACAACAAUAAAGGAUGCAUAUCGCUCUGUCCCUAGAGCAGCUUUGGGACUCUCUGAUCACUGUCUGGUUCAUCUUCUUCCAACCUACAGACAGAAAUUAAAAUCAACCAAGCCAGUAGUAAGGACUGUAAAGAGAUGGACCAAUGAAGCAGAGCGAGAACUACAAGCCUGCUUCAAUUGCACGGAUUGGAGUGUUUUUGAGGCUGCAGCCACAGACCUGGACGAGCUCACAGAUACUGUUACAUAUAUCAGUUUCUGUGAGGAUAUGUGCAUUCCUACUAGGACUUAUUUAAAGUUCAACAACAACAAACCGUGGUUUACAGCAGAGCUCAGGCAGCUUCAUCAGGCCAAAGAGGAUGCUUACAGGGGUGGGGAUAAUGUCUUAUAAAAUCAGGCCAGGAACACACUGAACAAGGAAAUCAGAGUGGCUAAAAGAAGAUACUCUGAGAAGCUGAAAAACAAGUUUUCAGCUAACGACCCUGCAUCAGUGUGGAGUGGCAUGAAACAACUCGCAAAUUACAGGACUCCUACCCCCAACCCUGUAGGGGACCAACCACUGGCUGACGACCUGAAUGUGGUGUUCUGCAGAUUUGAAAGGCCCAAUCUCACACCUCACACCCACUCUGACCUUCACUUCACACAAACAUCAACACCUCCUGCAACCCCCCUCAUCCCCCCUCCUGCUACUCAACCUGCACUUAAGAUCUGUGAAGAUGAUGUGAGCCAUGGCUUUCGGAAACAAAAGACGAGGAAAGCUUCAGGCCCAGAUGGCGUUUCACCAGUGUGUCUUCGAUCCUGUGCUAACCAGCUGGCCCCUAUCUUCACACAGAUCUUCAAUAAAUCACUGAAGCAGUGUGAAGUCCCAUGCUGCUUCAAACGCUCAAUCAUUAUUCCUGUCCCAAAGAAACCAAAAAUCACAGGACUUAAUGACUACAGGCCUGUCGCCCUGACGUCUGUGGUCAUGAAGUCAUUUGAGAGACUGGUGUUGGCCCACCUGAAGAACAUCACUGGACCCUUACUAGAUCCCCUUCAAUUUGCUUAUCGAGCAAACAGGUCUGUGGAUGAUGCAGUCAACAUCAUAUCCUGCAACAUCUGGACAGACCAGGGACAUAUGCAAGGAUCCUUUUUGUGGACUUCAGUUCGGCUUUCAACACCAUCAUCCCAGCUAUACUCCAGAAUAAAUUACACCAACUCUCUGUUCCCAUGUCUAUCUGUCAGUGCUGACAGUGCUACCAGCUUUCUGACAGACAGGCAGCAGCUUGUGAGACAGGGGAAACUCACUUCUAGCACCUGUACAAUCAGCACUGGUGCCCCCCAGGGAUGUGUGCUCUCCCCACUACUCUUCUUCCUCUACACCAAUGACUGCAUCGCCAAGGACCCCUCUGUCAAGCUCCUGAAGUUUGCAGACGACACCACUGUCAUCGGCCUCAUCCGAGAUGACGAUGAGUCUGCAUACAGAAGGGAGGUUGAACAGCUGGCUGUCUGGUGCAGUCAAAACAACCUUGAGUUGAACACGCUCAAAACAGUGGAGAUGAUUGUGGACUUUAGGAGAAACACCCCAACAAUGACCCCCCUCACCAUUCUAAACAGCACUGUGGCAGCAGUGGAGUCAUUCAGGUUCCUGGGCACUACCAUCUCACAGGACCUGAAGUGGGAGACCCACAUUGACUCCAUUGUGAAAAAGGCCCAGCAAAGGUUGUACUUCCUUCACCAGCUGAGGAAAUUCAACCUACCACAGGCACUGCUGAUACUGUUUUACUCAGCAGUCAUUGAGUCUGUCCUCUGCACUUCAAUAACUGUCUGGUUUGGUUCAGCUAUGAAAUCAGACAUCAGAAGACUACAAAGGACAGUUCGGACUGCUGAGAGGAUUAUUGGUUGCCCCCUGCCCCCCCUUCAAGAAUUAUACACUUCCAGAGUGAGGAAAAAGGCUGGAAAAAUCACUCUGGACCCCACUCACCCUGCCCACUACCUUUUUGAGCUGUUGCCUUGUGGCCGACGCUUCAGAACUCUGAGCACCAGAACCGUCAGGCACAGGAACAGUUUUUUCCCUCAGGCUAGCCAUCUCAUGAACAGUUAAAUUGCCCCAUUGAGCAAUAACUAUGUGCAAUACACAGUUUAGUCUUUUUUAUAUUUAUCUAACACAUCCAACCUCUUCUGCCAUUUCAUUCCUCUGAGAAAAGAUAAAUAAAUAAUUUGCACUGUACAUAACGGAUUUGUAUUUGCAAUGUACGUAACUGAUUGUAUUAGAUUUGCAUUACCCAUGUGUAUGUAUGUAUGUAUGUGUGUGUCUGUACGUAUGUAUAUAAUUAUUUUUUAUUUUUUAUUAUUAUCUAUGUCUUGCUGCUGUUUUUGUAUUGUUUUUGUAUUGUUGUACACUGGAAGCUCCUGUCACCAAGACAAAUUCCUUGUAUGUGUAAGCAUACUUGGCAAUAAAGCUGAUUCUGAUUAAACACUGGAGUCAUGUUGGCACCAUUGAUUUUCAUUGUAUGGAUAUAUUCACAUCAUAUCUCCGUCAAAAUGACUUUGUUUGUGUU
Messenger RNA from Myxocyprinus asiaticus (Chinese sucker), 5310 nucleotides. RefSeq names its product dnaJ homolog subfamily C member 10-like. Lineage: Eukaryota; Metazoa; Chordata; Actinopteri; Cypriniformes; Catostomidae. The record is from RefSeq and is a predicted model, not a curated record. The transcript has 21 exons. Bases 190 to 2334 code for a protein of 714 amino acids.